AUGAACCCUCGGCCGACCGCUGAACGCAGGAAUCUCUGCGUGGAGAAGCAGGACAAAGACGCGGAAGGCGAAGCCGGUGGAGCGCCGGCUUCGCCUUCUGCGUUGGAGCUGAGACACUGGUUCGAGGAUCGUCUACGGAACGCGAUUUCGAUCGCUAUGGGGGGGGACGAACUUCGCGAUGACAUCCCGAUUAUGGUGACAGAAGCGAUCGCUCCGGCGCGCUCCAUUUUCGACUUCCAAUCGAGCAUAGCCAUCUCCCUAUCGGGUCGAGGCGGGGGGGUCCAGAGCCCUGAAGCGAUUGCGGAAGGCCUCUUGAAUAAUCUGCAGAGUGAAAGGCGACUGCUGGAGCCGGUCGUGGAGCUCACAGGCGUCAGCGGGAGAGGGUUCAUCAACUUCCGACUGUCGGCCGGCUAUCUCGCUGCUCGGCUCGUCAACAUGUUCCUGAGUCCAAAGGAAGGAACUCGGUUGGGAUUUCCGAAGGUGCUGACUCCCGAGAGAGUCGUGGUGGACUACGCCAGUCCAAAUAUCUGCAAGGAUCUGCACGUGGGCCAUCUUCGCUCGGCUGUCGUCGGCGACGCUUUGGCAAACUUGCUCGAAUUCGCCGGGCACCGGGUGGUUCGGCAAAACCACCUCGGAGACUUUGGCUGCCCCGCGGCCCUCGUUCUCGGCGCCUUGGAAGACGCCGAGCUGCGAGCGCGCCCUGACGUGCAGGCUCUGAGCGCUGCGCUCCGUGAGCAGCAGCGGCGGCCUUCGCGCCGACCGGAAGAAGACCGAGAAGAGGCGGAAGAAGCUGUCGAAAGAGACGGCGAAGGCAAAGGCGGCGCAGAAGGCAAAGGCGACGGCAAAGGAGCGGCGGAAGCACUGAGAUCGGGUGAUCUCCAAGGUGAAAUGCAGGAACCGAGGCCAAGCGCCGAAGGUGCCUACGCACAUAUUGACUGGACAGGCAUCUAUCAGGCUGCAAAGGCGAAGGUUCAGCAGGACGCGGCUUUCGAACAGGCCUGUGACGCUUUGCUGCUGCGCCUCCAGACCGCGGAGGAGACCUCCGCGCUUCGGCAGACGUGGGCGGCACUCCGGCGAUUGUCUCUCGAGCGCUUCGAAAGCACGUAUCGACUGUUGGGUCUUCGCCCGCAACAGGUGCGAGGCGAGUCGUUCUACGCUCCCCUGCUUCCUCGGGUGUUUCACCAUCUCCACAGUCGCGGUCUCCUCGCGCUCCGCUCCGGCGCUCUCUGCGGCGUGUUGCCGUCGUCUCGGGCGGCAGCGGACCCGCUGGAGGGGCCAGACGGAGGCAAAGAAGGACGUGACGACGAGCGGCGCGCAGCAGAGACAAGUGAGAAAGACAGCGACGAAGCAGGAUCAAGCCGCCACGCGGCAGGAGGAGGUCGAGACUUGCCAGAGGCUCCAACGAAGGAAAGAGAGACCGGCGAGCGCGUGAAGGGGCGAGGCGGGGAGGCGAAGGAAGAGGGGUGCGAAGACAGCGCAGCAAAUGCGAAGCAAGAAGAGGCGUGCGGACUUGAAGCCACGGGCAAGGGGCGAGGUCGAAUCGAUGAGAUCGAGCCUGAUCUCCGAGACGUCGUAGUCCUGAAGAAGCGAGGAGCCACAGUGACGUACUCCGCAACAGAUCUUGCGGCGGCUCUCCACAGGUCCGCCUACCUGCAGGCCGACCGCGUCCUGUACGUAGUCGACAGCGCGCAGGCUUCGCAUUUCCAGCGCGUGUUUUCGCUGGCGCAUGCAUCGGGCAUAACAUCGCUGAAUGCGGAUCUGCGUAGGAUGCGAAGCCUGAGGAACGCGACGGGCGAGACGCCGAUGGACCGUGCGGCAGACGGAUCGGAAGCAGAGAAUGGAAACGAUGCUGUGUGGGUUCGCGGAGUCGAAGGCGUGAGAACUGGAGAAGCGUGGGGUACGAGACGUGAGGACGUCCAGGCAGAUGACGGCGUCCACGGAUUCCGUCCAGAGGCAAAGGUCCACGGAACUGAAAGAGUGCCUCUAGGCGUAAGUCAACGUGACGGCGAGGGGGCCGGAGUCUCCGCGGCCAGCGACAGCGAGGCGAGGGAGGCGGUCCCCGUCGAAAGAAGUCGCCCAGACGGUGCUUGCGCGAAGCGAAGUUUCCGCGACGACGCGCUGACGGAACUGACCCACGUGGCAGUUGGCAUCGUGAAAAAUCCAGCGGGGACGAAAAUGAAAUCGCGCGCAGGGUCGGCGCCCCUGCUUGCUGAUCUUCUUCGAGACGCCAUUCGCCAAGCCGAAGGCACCCUCGGGAGAAGGACGAAUGAGUGUCUCCACGCGCGAACUUCGGACGCUGCCGACGGUCCCGAAGGUUGCCGCGAUAAGGCUCGGAUACUUGGAAUUGCCGCAGUGAAAUACGCAGAGUUGAGUACAAGGCGAGACGUUGAUUACGUGUUUUCUCCUGACAAAAUGCUGAGUCCCAAAGGCAAUACGGCGCCGUAUAUCCUCUACUCGUUGGUGCGCGUGAAAGGCAUUCUUCGCCGCGCAGGAUGGACUGCCGGCGUCCCGACAGAACUCCACGGACACAACAACCUCCAAUCCGACAUCGUUUACCAUCUGCACCAAAACGGCCUUGAUCGUCAGCUGGCCGUGCGGCUGCUGGGAUUCGCGAUGGCUGUCCAGGACGCGAUAGAGACACUCAUGCCGAGCAAACUGACGGCGUAUCUGUAUUCUCUCUGUUUGGCUUUCAAUGCGUUCUACGAAAAAUGUGAAGUCACCAAGGCGGUGGAUGAGGGACUCCGGUUGACGAGGCUGCUUCUCGUUCACGGAGUCCGACAAAUCUUGGAAACGAGUUUGGACCUCCUCGGCAUUCAAGCCGUCGACACCUUGUAG
Neospora caninum is the source of this 2835-nucleotide messenger RNA. RefSeq names its product putative arginyl-tRNA synthetase. Gene Ontology annotation, cellular component: cytoplasm. Bases 1 to 2835 code for a protein of 944 amino acids. The record is from RefSeq and is a predicted model, not a curated record. Lineage: Eukaryota; Apicomplexa; Conoidasida; Eucoccidiorida; Sarcocystidae. The transcript has 12 exons. Gene Ontology annotation, biological process: arginyl-tRNA aminoacylation. Gene Ontology annotation, molecular function: ATP binding; arginine-tRNA ligase activity.